This is a messenger RNA of Olea europaea var. sylvestris, 1799 nucleotides long. RefSeq names its product protein DETOXIFICATION 29-like. Bases 104 to 1657 code for a protein of 517 amino acids. Gene Ontology annotation, cellular component: vacuolar membrane. The record is from RefSeq and is a predicted model, not a curated record. The transcript has 8 exons. NCBI's taxonomy places the organism in Eukaryota, Viridiplantae, Streptophyta, Magnoliopsida, Lamiales, Oleaceae. Gene Ontology annotation, molecular function: xenobiotic transmembrane transporter activity; antiporter activity. Gene Ontology annotation, biological process: xenobiotic detoxification by transmembrane export across the plasma membrane.
AACACAACUUGGCCCAUUGUGACAGAGACAGUACACACCUCAAUAUUAUAAAAAUAAAAUAAAAAAUGCGAAGCAGAUUAUUUUAAUUCACAGCAGAUUCACCAUGACUGGUGGAGGAGUAGUUGAACCACUCAUUUCCAUCAGGCAUGUUCAAAAUGACAUGAAAGAUGAAGAUAUAUCUCAAUCAUUUUGUGGUGAAGAAGAUGAGAUUGGCCCAAUUAAUGGAGUUAAGGAUUUUGUUAGAGAAUUCUCCACUGAAUCAAAGAAGCUAUGGUACGUUGCUGGUCCGUCAAUUUUCACCUCCUUCUGCCAGUACGCCCUCAUGGCCACCACUAUGAUGGUGGUCGGCCAUAUAGGAACCAUUCAACUGGCUGCAGUUUCUGUGGAAAAUUCUGUCAUUGCAGCCAUUCCUUAUGGCGUAUUGUUGGGCAUGUCAAGUGCACUAGAAACGUUUUGCGGGCAAGCAUUUGGAGCAAACCAAUUAGAAAUGCUUGGAAUACACAUGCAAAGAUCAUUGCUGAUACUCAAUAUCAUGGCAAUUGCAAUGGUUUCUCUCUUUGUAUUUGCCACACCAAUCUUGAAGCGUUUAGGCCAGACAGACGCUAUUUCGGCUGCGGCCGGAAAAUUCUCCCUCUGGAUGAUUCCCCAGCAGUUUGCUUAUGCGAUGAUAUUUCCGACGACAAAAUUUUUACAGGCACAAAGCAAGGUCAUGGCAAUAGCUGUAAUAACAGCAGCAGCACUUGGUUUACAUUUAUUCUUAAGCUGGUUGUUUAUGCUGGAACUCCAGUGGGGCCUGGGGGGUGCAGCCGUGUCACUGGAUGUGGCGUGGUGGGUCAUUGCUAUUGGUCAAUUCUUGUAUAUCAUUUCCGGGACCUGUGGAGAAGCUUGGUCUGGAUUUUCGUGGAAGACCUUUGAAAAUCUGUGGAAGUUUGUAAAGGUUUCUGUUGCCUCAGCUGUAAUGAUCUGUUCUGAGAUAUGGUAUAUUUCAGUUUUGACUCUGUUCGUUGGAAAUUUAAAAAAUGCAGAAGUAUCUGUGGAUACGUCGUCCAUAUGUUCAAAUAUAUUGGGUUGGAUCUCCAUGGCAGGUCUUGGAUUCCAUGUAGCCACAAGUGUGAGGGUGUCAAAUGAACUCGGUUCGGGGCACCCGGGAAGGGUAAAAUUCUCAGCAGUGGUGGCUGGGAGCACUUCUCUUCUUUUCGGUUUCUUCAUUGCUCUUGUCCUAAUGGUCACCUCGAAGCAGUACCCUACAAUAUUUUCAAACAGUUCGGAAGUUAUCCACCUUGUAGAAGAGCUCACGCCAUUGCUAGGGAUAUGCAUAACCUUAACAAAUUUCCAAUAUACUCUCACUGGAGCCGCUAUUGGGGCAGGGUGGCAAGUUCCAGUUGCCUGCAUAAAUGUUGCAUGCUACUUCCUGCUAGGCAUUCCUUUGGGAGUUUUAAUGGGCUUCAAGUUCAAAAUGGGCGUCAAGGGGCUUUGGUGUGGAAUGUUGCUAGGUUUAUUCCUACAAUGCAGCGUAUUACUCUGUAUGUUAUGUGUCGCAAACUGGGACAAAGAGGCUUCUAUGGCGAAAGAGAGAUUAAAAGGAUGGAGAGUGGAAAUAGAUGAUGAAGGAACUAGUAAUAGUAAAACUUCAAGCAGAAGUGUGAGAAAACUUUGAACCUUCCCAUGGAAAGUAUGUUUCUCAGCUUUUGACAUAAGAUUUACAGUGAUGGACACUGGAAGUUCAAGUAUUUAAUAAGCAUUGUAAUUAAUUUGACUCUUCUAAGCCAAACAGUAAAAUUUGAGAACUUUGAACCUUC